Molecule: messenger RNA, 1484 nt
Organism: Malus domestica (apple)
Lineage: Eukaryota; Viridiplantae; Streptophyta; Magnoliopsida; Rosales; Rosaceae
Product: fructose-bisphosphate aldolase 1, chloroplastic
Biological process (GO): glycolytic process; fructose 1,6-bisphosphate metabolic process
Cellular component (GO): cytosol
Molecular function (GO): fructose-bisphosphate aldolase activity
Source: RefSeq, a predicted model, not a curated record
GCAUGUGUGGCAAAGAGCAAGAGAGCUUUGCCAGAGGAGAUAAGAUUAUAUUAAACUUUGCUCUCUCACUAGGCUGCCACUCUUUGUAGCUAACAAUGGCUUCUGCAUCUCUCCUCAAGUCUUCUCCGGUUCUCGACAAAUCUGAGUGGGUGAAGGGUCAGACCCUCCGCCAGCCUUCCGCCUCUUCGGUCGUCAGAUGCCUCCCCACUGCCCCGUCUGGUCUAACCAUUCGUGCCGGUUCCUAUGCUGAUGAGCUUGUUAAGACUGCUAAAACUGUUGCAUCCCCAGGCCGUGGAAUCUUGGCCAUGGACGAGUCCAAUGCAACUUGUGGCAAGCGUCUUGCCUCAAUCGGGUUAGAGAACACUGAGGCCAACCGCCAAGCCUACCGUACCCUCCUUGUGACUGCCCCUGGCCUUGGCCAGUACGUCUCAGGUGCCAUUCUCUUCGAGGAGACUCUCUACCAAUCCACCGUUGAUGGAAAAAAGAUCGUUGAUGUGCUCGUUGAGCAAGGCAUCGUCCCUGGGAUUAAAGUCGACAAGGGUUUGGUGCCCCUAACGGGUUCCAACGAUGAGUCAUGGUGCCAAGGUCUUGACGGUCUUGCCUCUCGCACAGCUGCCUACUACCAGCAGGGAGCUCGUUUCGCCAAAUGGCGUACCGUUGUGAGCAUCCCCAAUGGCCCAUCAGCUCUUGCAGUAAAGGAAGCAGCAUGGGGUCUUGCCCGCUACGCUUCCAUUGCUCAAGACAGCGGGUUGGUCCCAAUUGUCGAGCCAGAGAUCUUGCUUGAUGGUGAACACACCAUUGAAAGGACUUUCGAAGUGGCCUUGAAGGUCUGGGCCGAGGUUUUCUUCUACCUAGCUGAGAACAACGUCUUGUUCGAGGGUAUCCUCCUCAAGCCAAGCAUGGUUACUCCUGGUGCUGAGGCCAAGGAAAGAGCCACCCCUCAACAGGUUGCUGACUACACCCUCAAGCUCCUCCACAGGAGAAUCCCCCCAGCUGUCCCCGGAAUCAUGUUUUUGUCUGGUGGACAAUCUGAAGUUGAGGCAACCCUGAACUUGAAUGCGAUGAACCAAUCACCAAACCCAUGGCACGUGUCCUUCUCCUACGCCAGAGCUCUCCAAAAUACCUGCCUGAAGACAUGGGGAGGCAGACCGGAGAACGUGAAGGCAGCUCAGGAUGCUCUGCUCAUCCGUGCCAAGGCCAACUCACUUGCACAGCUGGGCAAGUACACCGGAGAGGGAGAGUCAGAGGAGGCAAAGAAGGAAUUGUUUGUCAAGGGCUAUGUGUACUAAGUAAUUUGUACCGACGCUGUAGAUGAUGAAGAACAAAGGGAAGAUGAUGAUGUUGAUGUUAAUGGAGGAACCAGACAUGCAUCUCUAAUGUGUGUAAUGCUUUAUAGCCAUGAAAGACUAUUUUUGUUGAACAUUUUAUGCACCUUUUAGCAAGUUAAUAAACUUCUUGGUGAUGAGAGAGUUAGCCGGUAGUUA